Messenger RNA from Didymodactylos carnosus, 1844 nucleotides. The record is from the annotation of a GenBank genome assembly. Lineage: Eukaryota; Metazoa; Rotifera; Eurotatoria; Philodinida; Philodinidae.
AUGGGAAGUCGAAGUAGUAGAAACCAGCAGCAAGGUCUUGGUGCCUAUGGAUCCAGUUAUGCUCCAGGUGCCGGUUACGGUGUCGAUCCUUAUGGUAUGGGUUAUUAUGGUGGACAAUACGAUCCGUACUACGGAGGAGGAUCAGGUUAUACCGGUGGAUAUGGAUACGAUCCCUAUGGUGGGGGAUCCUAUACAAAUUAUGGUGGAGGAUAUAGUACUGGUUAUGUGACAACAGCAGUUGUACCCGCGGGACCAUUGCCACCAAUUGGGAGUGGCUAUGGUGGACUGGGAGCACUAGGUCCGUAUGGGGGAGGUCUUGGCAACUAUGGGUUAGGUGGAUUUGGUGGAAUACCACCUAAAAUCAGAGCCAUCUUUAUUCCACAAGCAUCAGCUCCAAUAUCAAUGCCAUGUUGCGGUGGUGGAAUGCCCGCACCGAUGCCUAUACCUCAGUCUCCAUGCUGUGGUAUGGGUGGUUUCGGAGGCGGUAUGGGCGGUUUCGGAGGCGGUAUGGGCGGUUUCGGAGGCGGCUUGGGCGGUUUCGGAGGCGGCUUGGGCGGUUUCGGAGGCGGCAUGGGUGGUUUCGGAGGCGGCAUGGGUGGUUUCGGCGGCGGCUUGGGCGGUUUCGGAGGCGGCAUGGGUGGUUUAGGAGGUGGUUUCGGUGGAGGAUUAGGAGGAGGAUGUUGCGGUGGUGGACUAGGCGGUGGACUAGGCGGUGGACUGGGCGGUGGUUUAGCUAGCUAUGGCGCCGGUGUACCUAUGCUGGGCGCAUUAGGAGGUCUCGGAGGAUCACCAUUUGGCGGAGGUUUCGGCGGAGGAAUGCCACUUGGCGGAGGUUUCGGCGGAGGACUGCCACUUGGCGGAGGUUUCGGUGGAGGAAUGCCACUUGGCGGAGGUUUCGGCGGAGGACUGCCACUUGGCGGAGGUUUCGGCGGAGGACUGCCACUUGGCGGAGGUUUCGGCGGAGGACUGCCACUUGGUGGAGGUUUCGGCGGAGGACUGCCACUUGGUGGAGGUUUCGGCGGAGGACUGCCACUUGGCGGAGGUUUCGGCGGAGGAAUGCCACUUGGCGGAGGUUUCGGCGGAGGACUGCCACUUGGCGGAGGUUUCGGCGGAGGACUGCCACUUGGUGGAGGUUUCGGCGGAGGACUGCCACUUGGUGGAGGUUUCGGCGGAGGACUGCCACUUGGCGGAGGUUUCGGUGGAGGAUUAGGUAUGAUAGGCGGAUUUGGUGGUGGUGUGCCUGCAUUGGGAGGUGGCUUCGGAGGACUCUCUAGUUAUGGCGGUGGUGUUCCAAUCUCGGGCGGUAUGCCGUUUAUGCCCCAAGGUGGUUUCGGCGGAGGACUGGCACUUGGCGGAGGUGGACUAGGAUUGGGUAUGCCAGCACCACUACCAGCAAUCGGAAUGGGUGGUUUCGGAGGUGGUUUCGGAGGUGGUUUAGGAGGUGGUUUAGGAGGUGGUUUAGGAGGUGGUUUCGGCGGAGUUCCAGGCGGUUUCGGAGGUGCUCAAGGUUUCGGAGGAGGAUACCCACCAAUGGGUCAACUACGAUCGAUGGCCGCUUCAUUUGUCCCACAAAUGCAGCCUUUACAACAGCUUCAAAUGUCCCAACCAAUAGUGCAACAAGUUCCAGUUCCAGUUCCAGUUCAAGUUCCAGUUCAAGUUCCAGUUCAAGUACCAGUACCACAACCUUACCCUCAACCAUAUCCGGUUCCUGUUCCCCAACCAUAUCCCGUUCCCGUUCCCGUUCCUCAACCAAUCCAGCAAUCUUAUGCACCACCUCCAAUUCAACACUUCGCCCCACAACCAUCAUAUCAACCAGCAGUAAGUUUUGCUGCCCCAUACCCGGA